Molecule: messenger RNA, 861 nt
Organism: Exophiala aquamarina CBS 119918
Lineage: Eukaryota; Fungi; Ascomycota; Eurotiomycetes; Chaetothyriales; Herpotrichiellaceae
Exons: 2
Coding region: 1-861 (286 amino acids)
Molecular function (GO): heme binding; iron ion binding; oxidoreductase activity, acting on paired donors, with incorporation or reduction of molecular oxygen
Source: RefSeq, a predicted model, not a curated record
AUGACCGAUGUCUCCGAUCACGCGGCGAGAAGGAGGUUGCUCGCGAGACCAUUCAGCAGAUCAUCACUUCUAUCGAAUUUCCAAGAAAUGGUAGCAGAUCGCGCACGUUUAGCAGUUUCAAAGAUGAGAGAUGAAGCGAGCAACGGACCGUGUGAUAUUAUGAAAUGGUGGACUCUGAUGACUACGGACGUCAUUGCACGAGUCGCUUUUGGAGAAGCGUCUUGUCUUCUUGAGGCUGGUCAAAAAAGCCAGUACAUCAACGACCUGGAACGUGUUACUCUGGUUUGGGGGCUGCAAGGAGAGGUCCCGUGGUUAUACCCAAUAAUGCGACUUCUAGCCCCUGGUUUCAUCAGAGAGUGCGACAAGUCCCUUCAAAAUGUCAUAAACUACGGUCUGUCUGCUGCCAGCAAAGCUGGGAAGGGUACUUCUUUAGCCAGACACAAUAUCAUCAGUGGCUUGAUAGACGCAAGUCGCGCCGAAGGUACACGCCUAACGGAUUUCAGUUUAGGAUCGCAAGCCUCAGCACUGAUCGUUGCCGGGUCGGGAACCACGGCAGUCACCCUCACAUACGCGGUCUGGGCCGUCCUCCAGCAUCCAGCUGUACGAAGCAAACUGGAGGAAGAGGUUGCUGGCCUCCCUGACAGCUUUGACGACACCGUGUUAGAGAAGCUCCCGUAUUUGAACGCCGUACUCACAGAGACUUUACGUCUGUAUGGAUCGGCACCUGGUGCAUUACCUCGGGUAACACCCUCCAAAGGAAUGCAGAUCAAUGGGUUUUACGUUCCUCCUGGGGUGGUUUUGACAACCCAGAGUUAUACCAUGCACCGAGACCCUUCAAUAUUUUCCAAUCCAGAAAAGUAA